GAAAUCUCACCAUGCUGGGCAGCGCCGCCAACCUCAUCGUCGCGCACGCCGCGGAGAACGAGGGAGAAAGAGGUUUGACGGCCACCACCUACAGCAAGUUCUCCUUCUUGCCGACGAUUGUGAUCACCCUCCUCGGUGUGCUGGUCAUGCCGCCCAUCGGACCAAACUGGAGCUGCCUGCUGGGGAUCGCCGUGCUCCUUGCAGGGGGCCUGCUCAUCCUGGCGGCCUUCUGCUACAAUGCCUGUUGCCGUGGUGCUAGCGUCGGGGAGGAGACGGGCGUGACGUGGACGUGGAGGAAUCGGGAGGCCAUGGGCCUCUUCUUGGUCUCCAUCUUCGUGGCUGGCCAACCCUUGGGUCCUUAUGAAGGCGCCUGGCUCACCGCAAACCCCUUCCGCCGCUACUCGCCUGCAGAGCUCGGCGAGCUCAACGCAGUGCAGCAGGUCCUCGUUGCGGUUUUUCAGCCCCUGCUGGGCGGUUUCGUGGACGGCACGACGUGGAAGAGGAGUCUCGUAGUCUUUGGGAGCUUCUGCGCCGCUGCGAGUGCUGCCAUCGGCGUUUUCAUGCCGCAGUCGUUCUGGUUGGAGCUUGCCGCAGAGUUUCCCCAAGCGAUAGCGAUGACGUUGGUUCCUCUGGCCAUCAACUCCCUGACACUGGGUGUCACGGAGUCGGGCUUCACUCAGCAGGUGGCCUUGAACAAUGUGGGAACCCACGUGGGAACUGUGAUCUGCUCUGCGUCCAUGGCGGGUCUCUCCCUUCUCGGUUCCCGGAGCUCGAGCAGCUCCUCAGGAAGCUCCUCCGAGGCCACCGAGACCGCUCCCUUCUGGGUCGCUGUGCCCUUGGCCACCUGUGUCUUGGCCGUGGUCGCGCUUCCGAUGAUCCGCUACAGCAAGAUCGACCAUCGCCGUGCAGCGGGCCUCGAGGACUCGGCGUCGCCUUCGGAUUUCCGCGCGAUGCCCGACACUAAGCUUGGAUACGAGGUGCUUUUCACGCGCAAGGCUUUCCUGCUCUCGCUGCUGUUGUCUUUCCUCUUCAACUUCGCGAAUAUGGCCCAGCUUCAGCUUCUUGUGCAAGAGGCGUCCGCACUAUUGCCUGGUCAGGCCAUCAGCUACACGUCAGCUGCGCAGAUCGUGGCCCACCUCGGCAUGCUGGUCUCGAGCGUAGUCGUCGGUCGGAUGGCAGAUGGGGGUCGGAAGCGUUUGGUCCUUGCCGCCUGCCUAACGGUCACCAUUCGAGCCCUGCUCACUGCUGCCACGGACCUCUGGUGGAUCCAACGUGGCGGCACUCCCUGGUUGGGCUUACUGCCGUGCGAGGGCCUCGAUGGCGUCUGUGCAGGUCUUUGGGGCGCUUUGGUGGUCCUCCUCGCGCGGGAUGUCUCUGCCGGCACCGGAUGCUUUAGCCUCGCCCUGGGCUGUAUGCAGGCAGCUUUCAGCGCCGGUGCCAUUGCCAGCUCCACGUUUGCAGGCUUCUUGGCCAACAGCGUUAGCUUUGGAGCAGCAUUCGUGAUGCUCGCCGGCGCUGGCUGCGCCGCCACGGCGGUGGCUGCCAUCCUUCCGGAGACCCUGGAGGAGGAAAAGCCGACACAGAACAACUGCGACGUGCGGGGUUCCUGCUGCACCUUCGCAUCGAGGUUCUGGCCCCGUUCAGCCUCCAACUGA
Molecule: messenger RNA, 1655 nt
Organism: Symbiodinium necroappetens
Lineage: Eukaryota; Dinophyceae; Suessiales; Symbiodiniaceae
Source: the annotation of a GenBank genome assembly